This is a messenger RNA of Protopolystoma xenopodis, 504 nucleotides long. The record is from the annotation of a GenBank genome assembly. Lineage: Eukaryota; Metazoa; Platyhelminthes; Monogenea; Polystomatidea; Polystomatidae.
AUUCGUCUAAAUUUGAUAUCGAAUCUGGAUCACGUUAAUGAGGUAAUCGGUGUCGAGCAUCUCGCCAAUAGUCUUCUGCCGGCCAUCGUGCACCUCUCAAAGGACCCCAAAUGGCGUGUACGUUUGGCCAUUAUUCAGUACAUGCCUCUAUUGGCCGAUCAGCUUGGCGUUGCUUUCUUUUCAGUGGAUCAGUUGACAUUGCUCUGUCUCACCUGGCUGGUAGAUCAGGUGUAUGCGAUCAGAGAGGCGGCCGUUGAGAAUUUGGCCCGGCUGGCCAAAAAGUUUGGCAGCAGUUGGACCCAAGAAACAAUUCUUCCCAAGGUUCUUGCGCUUUCUCGACACGGUAACUACCUAUACAGAAUGAUCUGCUUGCAAAGCAUCAUCAGCCUUUCUGGCGUCCUCGACGCAGAGCUUUGUCAAAAUCAUCUGCUUCCGACCGCUUUGGCGAUGCAUAAUGACGGAGUCCCAAAUGUCCGCUUCAAGGUGAGCGCUAAACUUGUCUAG